AUGUGGAAAUUUGCCGACGAUACUACGGUCUCUGAAAUUGUUGAAAAAAACGAACAAAGUACUUUACAAAUGGAUAUCGAUGAUAUUACUACUUGGUCUAUGGACAGUUCCUUUCAACUAAACCCAUUUAAAUGCAAAGAAAUGGUAAUAUCCUUUUCACGAUUACCACCUGUUUUUGAACCUAUACGUAUUGGUGACCGAAAUUUGGAAAGAGUGACAAGUAUCAAAUCGCUUGGAGUUAUAUUAAGAAAUGACCUUAAAUGGAUAGACCAUGUAAAUUCAAUUGUCUCCAAAGCAGAUAAACGUUUAUAUUUGUUGAGGCAACUCAAACGUGCUGAUGUCGCUUCGGCAGAUUUGGUCAAAUUUUUUUGCAGCUGUAUAAGGUCUGUCCUCGAAUAUGCGUGCCAAUUAUUCCAUAGUUCCCUGCCACGAAAUCUUGCAAAAAACAUUGAACGUAUACAGAAGCGAGCAAUGAAAAUAAUAUUCUAUGAAUUGUCUUACGACGAGGCUCUUAACAUCGCUGGUAUUUCAACUCUUGAAAACAGACGGGAGUAUCUAUCCAAUAAUCUCUUCAACGACAUUGUUUUAAAUGAUGAUCAUAAACUUGCCAAACUUUUACCAUCCAAAGCAGGCAAUAGAGAAUUACGAAAAGAAAGAUCUUUUGAAGUUUUACCAGCAAAUACAAAUCGUUUCGGAAACUCUUUUAUCAACUUUUAUGCUAAGAAACAUUACAAAUUAGAUGUUCCUUGA
This is a messenger RNA of Paramuricea clavata, 750 nucleotides long. NCBI's taxonomy places the organism in Eukaryota, Metazoa, Cnidaria, Anthozoa, Malacalcyonacea, Plexauridae. The record is from the annotation of a GenBank genome assembly.